CCGGGGAGGGGAAAAAAACGCGCUGAAAGAAGCCUGGCAUAGUUUUGUAAGAAUUGUGGAAAAAGAUGUAAGGAAGCUUCCCAGCGCUCUACUCGGGAUGGGAAACGGGAUUACUGUCCAUGCUGAAACACACUGUGGAUGUCAGAAUAAACCAGGAGGAGAUACUCGGGGAUGACUGGAUUCUAAAGCCUUUUAUUUUUUUUCUCGAAAUGGGAACUAACUGUGUUCAAUUUCGCUGUAGUGCAAAGAUUUCCGUGGGUGUGUGUGGGAUGUUGUGUCAGGGCUAAAGCCCAUCCCUCUCCCAUGAGCCUGUGUGCCCACUCACAAACACGGCGCCCAGACGCACACACCCGGCGCCCACGCACUCACAGCCGGCACUGACGCUGUGAACUGGACCCUCAGAGCCCCUGGCGGAUCCCAGACAAGCCAAGCGGAGCCGAGUCUAGCCCACUUGGAGCCUGAGGAUGUCAACAGAGACGGAGCUACAGCCAGCGGUCAGGCCCAGCAGCGUCAGACGGGACUCAAAGAGAAAAGGGCAGGAUCGCAGCGAGGCAGCUCUCAUCAGGCGUUUUAAGGGCGAUGGCGUCCGCUACAAGGCCAAACUCAUAGGCCUGGACGAGGUCACUGCCGCCCGCGGAGACAAACUCUGCCAGGACUCCAUGAUGAAGCUCAAGGGUAUAGCGGCAGCAGCGCGGUCUAAAGGAGAACACAAACAGAAGGUGUUUCUGACUGUUUCCUUUGGAGGGAUCAAGAUCUUUGAUGAGAAGUCGGGGGUCCUUCAGCACCACCAUGCAGUCCACGAGAUCUCCUACAUUGCCAAGGACAUCACGGACCACAGAGCCUUUGGCUACGUUUGUGGGAAGGAAGGGAAUCACCGCUUUGUGGCCAUCAAAACUGCACAGUCGGCCGAGCCUGUGAUUCUGGACCUACGGGACUUGUUCCAGCUCAUCUAUGAGAUAAAGCAGAGAGAAGAGAUGGAGAAGAAGGCCCAGAAAGACAAGCAGUGUGAGCAGGCAGUCUACCAGACAAUACUGGAGGAGGAUCUGGAGGACCCGGUCUACCAGUACAUUGUGUUUGAGGCGGGACACGAACCCAUCCGUGACCAGUCAGAAGAGAGCAUUUAUCAGGUUCCCACCAGUCAGCAGAAGGAAGGGGUCUAUGACGUCCCAAAGCGACACCCAAAUGGACAUCAAAACACCCCCCGCCAUCUUCAUCAGCGUCAUCAUUAUCAUGAACAACCUCUCCAACAACAGAAAAGUGAACAUCAGCAGAGGCAGCAGGCAGAUCUGAUAGACUUAGACCUGGGAAUGGUUACUCAGAAUAUCAGCCAGUUAGAGAUUUUCGGAGACAUGUCUACACCUCCUGACAUCACCUCUCCAUCAACCCCUGCCUCUCCUGCCAACACCCUCGACCCCUCGCAGGGCCUGCAGCCCCCCACUGAACUGUUUGCUCCCUUCAAUCCUGCGUCUGUGCCCUCAGGUUAUGUGACGAUGGGGGCAGUACCUCCGGGGCACUGGUCCCAGCAGGCGUUUGCUGCUCAGACACCGCUGGCCUUCGGGGUCCAGUCUCCUCUCGGCCCCGUAGCCCAGGUUCUGCCCAGCGGCCAGCCUCUGAUCUGGGGCCAGGCCAACAUCUUCCCCGCCACCCAGCAGCAGUGGGCAGCCAUGGCGGCCGGAGCCUUCCCCCCUACAGCCUACCUCCCUGCCCAGCCGGUGGGCACUCUGCCCGCUGCGAUGUUCCAAACCCUCACCCCUGUCACGACUCUGACUCCAGCCGGCGAGAGCCAUUCAUCUGCUGGAGCCAGCGCCUCGGCCCUCUCCCCAUCAGCAUCGUCGAGUCCUCAGCACGGGGAGAGGGGAAAGAAAAUGGGCAAGGAGAUGUUCAAGGUGGAUUUCCAGCUGGCAAAGCCUCCAGCGAUGCCGUCAAAGAAGGCCGAUCAGCCCAGCUUAGCAGGAACCACAGAGGCAUUCAGCACUUACUUCAGCCGUGUGGGCACGGCCCAGGACACGGACGACUGUGACGACUUUGACAUUUCUCAAAUGAAUCUCACACCGGUCACCUCCACAACACCGUCCACCAACUCCCCACCCACACCAGCUCCUAGGCAGAGUCCUCCAUCCAAAUCCUCAGCUUCUCAUGUCAGCGACCCCCCCACGGAUGCCACAGACCCCCCCACAGAUGACUCAUUUGGAGAAGCAGACGGCAGUCCUAGCCGCAGCGGAGAGGAAGAUGCUGCAUGUGGUUCUGGGUCGCCCUGCCCCAGUGAGACAGCAGAGCCCAGCCCAGAACAGGCCAGUCCAGAGGCUGGGAGCUAGAUAGCAGCAGGGCAUGAAGGGGAAGGACCCUCUCUACGCCCAGAUCAACAAAGGGAAGAAAUAAAGAGAGUCACAAGAAGACAGACCAGACCAGCACCGAGAGAACAGGAGGAGAACCCUUUACCUCUGAGAGUGUGUUAGUGUGUGUGUCUGCGUGUGUGUGUGUGCAUGUCUGGCACAUCCGUGCCUGCCAAGCCCUUCCUCUUCUCUUUCUGCUAACAACCUCCCAGGAGGAGCCUCAAUGCUCCCACAGACCUCCUCCUCCUCCUCUCUGCAGUCUUUCCUCCUCCUGAGAGGAGAGAGCCCUCUCGGUCAUUCACUCCAGCUAGGAGGGAUAUCAAUCACUGAGACAGAUCCUGCUCUCCAUCCACUGCGCUGUCUUCUCCUCUCUUCUCUUCUCCCUGUGGCGACUCACACCCAGCCUUACAGACAUAACCUGCUCCUUUUCCUCCUUCCCUCCUUCCUCCUUUGCUCUCACAGUCUUUCCUCUGCCUCCCGUGUCUGGCCAGAAACUCUGCUGCCAAGAAGGGGACUGAGUCAAGCAGUGCCUCCCUGUCUCCAACACACACACACAACCACACACACACACUCAUCGUUUUAAUGGACAGAAUCUGCAUCUGUAGCGAGGAGAUCCCACAGGAGGAGCUAAACUCUAACUGGGCCUAUUAGAGACGGCCCAUUAUCAGGAUCACUGCUUCUGAUUGGUCGGCUCAUUCAGGCUUUUUCUCCCCCACGCUUGUGAGUGUCUGCUGGAUCACUAUGCAGAAACAGACUCUCUGGGAGCUGCUCACACACCAACAAAAAACAUACUUUUUGCACACACACACACAGCUAUGCCCCACCCUACGUACCCUGCAUCCACACAGUAAUUUGCCAAACGUCUACUUGCAGACACACUCGCACAGAGGCCAGAGGACCAGACACGCCGAGGAACGGACCCUGAGAGGGAAGUGUUGCAAAUUAAACAGAUUCUGUGAUUGAACUGUUCAUUCUCUAUAGCUUUUGUAUAAUAAUGAUUUAAAAAAAAAAGGAAAAAAAAGAUCAAACUGAAAAAAAAAAAUUUUAAUUUUUAUUUUAUAAGUCAAUCAAGCCGCUGGGGUCAGCUCUACAGGAAAUAUAGAGUCAACAUGGCUUUAAGGCAUCUGAUCGUUGGUUUGCCAAACUCAUUUUGUAAAUAAUGAUAACAACAACCAUUCUGUCCACUGGACUUCUGUGCCAUAGAAUAGGAAGGCUUCAGUUAUGCAAAUUCUUAACAUUAAUCCAAGCAAUACCAGCAUUUCUUUUCUUUUUCCAUGUUUCGCUUCUCCUUGUUUGCAUGGAUAUGGGUCUUUUUUUAAUCACAGCUUAACGUACUAACUCCCAUCUCCUACAAUAAACCAUGCACUAGACCCCUCUUUGUCUUCUUGAGCCCCUCAAAUAUUAUUUUUAGCCAGAGAAGAGAAAAAACAGCCUCCAUGGCUGAUGUCACCCGAUUCCUGUGUGCCACAGCAGAAAGAUCAUUUUUAUGUUACAGGCAGCAGACACGGUCUCACUCGCUGUAGCCAGGACUCCACUUUCCUCCAUCCCAUCCAACCCAAAACCACUCCUUAAGAUAACAGUGAUGCUCUGUCCGUUUGUCUGCCUGUUGGUCAGGUGCCAAAACUCCUGCCGUCCGAGUACAGACUGCAGUAUCCUCUGCUACAGCUAUAUUAACUGUGAUGCCAGUGACUCCCUAUUUUAUGGCCAGAGUCCCUCAUAUCACUCGAAAACUCUUUUGGACUUACAAUGUUGAUUAACGUAAAAACUUUGACAACUAGAAGACAAGCAAAGAAGUUGAAUAAAAAGGGAAACGUUGCUGUUUAAGUACAUAACAUUUCUAGACCUGUUUUAACUUUACCUCAGCUAACAGUUUCUUAAUGUAAAUCGACAUAUUAUUUUUAUCUUUAUGAAUAUGACAUUCUACAGUGGGUUUUUAGAUGAUUUUUUUCUUUUGGUUCUAUCUUGAUUUACGUAUUCCACCAUGUAAUACCUGUUACAAAUAAACACACCCCAAAUGAUUAAUAA
This is a messenger RNA of Melanotaenia boesemani (Boeseman's rainbowfish), 4358 nucleotides long. RefSeq names its product DAB adaptor protein 1a (gene dab1a). Gene Ontology annotation, biological process: lateral motor column neuron migration; ventral spinal cord development. The record is from RefSeq and is a predicted model, not a curated record. The coding region runs from base 465 to 2315 and encodes 616 amino acids. Lineage: Eukaryota; Metazoa; Chordata; Actinopteri; Atheriniformes; Melanotaeniidae. The transcript is spliced from 17 exons.